This is a messenger RNA of Prinia subflava (tawny-flanked prinia), 1861 nucleotides long. RefSeq names its product choline kinase beta (gene CHKB). Gene Ontology annotation, biological process: phosphatidylethanolamine biosynthetic process; CDP-choline pathway. Gene Ontology annotation, cellular component: cytoplasm. The record is from RefSeq and is a predicted model, not a curated record. NCBI's taxonomy places the organism in Eukaryota, Metazoa, Chordata, Aves, Passeriformes, Cisticolidae. Gene Ontology annotation, molecular function: ethanolamine kinase activity; choline kinase activity.
GAGCCUUCACCUCCACGUUCCGCCGCAUCCCGCCGAGCGCGCCCAUUGGCUACCGCGCGCGCGCCGCCUCCCUUGUGCGUCCUUCUAUUGGUCGGUCGAGCCGUCGAUCAGCGAGGCGCGCUGUUAUUGGUUAGAGGCCGUCCGAGCCCGCCCCGCUGGCGGCCACCGCCCGCCCUGGCCGAGCGGGACGGGGCGGGGGGCGACCAUGGCGGCGGCGGCGGCGGGGGGGCCCGGGCGGCGGCGGCGAGGACGGCGAGGACGGCGAUGUCCCCCGCCGCCACCCGCCUGCAGGCCUACGCCUGGUGCCGCGAGUUUCUGGCCGGCUCCUGGAAGCUCAUCAGCCCGGAGGAGUUCGGGAUCUGGCCGGUCAGCGGGGGGCUCAGUAACCUCCUGUACAAGUGCGCACUGCCCGAGCACAUCCCGAGCGUGGGGGACGAGCCCCGGCAGGUGCUGCUGCGCGUCUACGGGGCCAUCCUGCAGGGCGUGGACUCGCUGGUGCUGGAGAGCGUCAUGUUCGCCAUCCUGGCCGAGCGCGCGCUGGGCCCGCGCCUCUUCGGGGUGUUCGCUCAGGGCCGCCUGGAGCAGUACAUCCCGGUAGGAUCGGGGGUCCCGGGGGUCCCCCGAACCCCCGGGCGCCCCCCGAACCCCCCGUCCCCCCAGAGCCGGCGGCUGCGCACCGAGGACCUGCGGGACCCCGCCGUGUCGGCCGAGAUCGCCGAGAAGAUGUCGCGAUUCCACGGGAUGGAGAUGCCCUUCAACAAGGAGCCCAAGUGGCUCUUCGGGACCAUGGAGGGGUACCUGCAGCAGAUCUCCCAGCUGACAUUCUCGGAGCAGGCACAGCUGGAGCAGCUGGAGCAGCUCCGGGGUUACAACCUGGAGCAGGAGAUGAAGAGCCUCAGGGCCCUGCUGGAGGCCACCCCGUCCCCGGUGGUUUUCUGUCACAACGACGUGCAGGAGGGGAACAUCCUGCUCCUGGCGGGGCGCGAGGGCUGCUCCGACCGCCUCAUGCUCAUCGACUUCGAGUACAGCAGCUACAACUACAGGGGCUUUGACCUGGGCAAUCACUUCUGUGAGUGGGUUUACAGCUACGGCCACGGGCCCUGGCCCUGCUUCCAGGCACGGCCCGAGCACUACCCCAGCCGCCAGCAGCAGCUCCAUUUCAUCCGGCAUUACCUGGCCGGGGCCUCGGCUUUGGGGCCCAGCUCCCCCCGGGAGCAGCAGCGGCUCGAGGAGGAGAUGCUGCGGGAGAUCGACCGCUUUGCCCUGGCCUCACACUUUUUCUGGGGUCUGUGGUCGGUGGUGCAGGCCAAGAUCUCCGACAUCCACUUCGGGUACCUGGACUACGCCCAGAGCCGUUUCCAGGCCUAUUUCCAGCACAAAGCUCGCUGCUCCUGAGGGACCCCCGGAUCGGGACCCCCCGAAUCCCCCGCAGCGCUUUGGGGGGGCUGUCGGGAGGCUUUGGGGGGGUUAGGACGGUUUGGGGGGGUUUAAAACGGUUUAAAACGGUUUAAAACGGUUUUAAAACGGUUUGGGGGGGCCCCACCACGGCCUGGGGCAGCUGAGACCCCCCAGGACCCGGCAGCAGAGGUGGGUGGGACCCCCGGGUGGGACCCCCCCGGAUGGGUGGGAUUUGGGGAGGGGGCACCCCCGAAUCGCCCCCCAGGCCAGUCACGGGGUUCGGGGCGGUUUGGGGGUCUCGGGGUCUGCGCCCCCCUGUGCCCCCUGCCCGCAGCUCCGGGGCCGGGGGGGUCCCGGGCCCCCCCAGUUCGACCGCAGAAUGUAAAACUCAGACCAAUAAAGCCGCGCUGGGGCGGGGCUGCCCCAAAUUCCCGCCCCGAAAUUCCAGCUUUGGAUUCCCCCC